ACAAACAUAUAUCCUUGCCUCCUUCAACGCCGACAGCAGCAGCUGUCAUUUUUAUUUAUAAAUUCACAAUAAAUGUUCAUAAAAUUAAUAUAUUCAGUAGUGUUUAAAUCGAGUCGGACGCUUUAUUUGUUGGAAAUACCUUCUGCAGCCAUGUCAUCAAAGCCUUUGAGUUUAGAAACUCUGAACAAGCUACGGAGUGAUUUCUAUGCUGAUCCCAAGAAUGAGUUGGCACAAAAUGUGUGCACACGGUUCGACCCAUUCGAAGUGGCAAUCAACAGGAAGAGAGUGGACAGCUCCCUCCACUACUAUAAUAUUAAGGUGGAGUCUGAAGGCAAGCCGGUAACAAACCAAGAAAACUCAGGUCGGUGCUGGCUCUUCGCCGCGCUUAAUGUUAUGCGUCUACCGUUCAUGAAGAAGUACGGCAUUGAAGAGUUUGAAUUUUCACAAAGCUAUCUCUUCUUCUGGGACAAGAUAGAACGCUCCCACUAUUGGCUCAACAACAUUGUAAGCACGGCGAGACAGGGCGAGAAGCUGGAAGGGAGAUUAGUCAACUUUCUACUCAAGGACCCCAUAAACGACGGGGGACAAUGGGACAUGAUCGUGAACCUCGUGAACAAGUACGGUGUGAUACCGAAGAAGUGUUUCCCGGAGUCGUUCAGCUCGAGGAAGAGUCUACACAUGAACGCGCUCAUCAAAACCAAGCUCCGUGAAUACGCCAAAGAGUUGCGCGACAAGGUGGAAGCGAACGCGUCCAACGACGAGAUCCAGAACACGAUAAGCAAACAGAUCGCGGUCAUCUACAACAUCGUGGCCACAUGUUUAGGUACGCCGCCAGAGAAGUUCACAUUUGAGUUCUACAACAAGGAGAAAGCAUACAAUAACUUGGGCCCUCUCACGCCGCUCGAGUUCUACAAUAAACACGUGCGGCCGUUGUUCAACGUCGAUGACAAGGUGUGCCUAGUCAGCGAUCCGCGCCAAUCGAACCCGUUCGGUCAACUGUACACGUUGCAAUGUCUGGGCAACGUAGUCGGGGGGCGGCAGACUGCGUACAAUAACCAGCCCAUAGAAACACUCAUGAAGGCAGUUAAAGACAGUAUUCAAGGCGGAGAAGCCGUGUGGUUCGGAUGCGAAGUCUCCAAGAGAUUCGAACGGAAAAGCGGCCUCGAAGAUCUUGAUGCUCACGACUACCGAUUGGUGUUCAACACGGACGUACAGAUCGGACUGGAGAAGGCCGACCGGCUCAUGUACGGCGACUCGUGCAUGACGCACGCGAUGGUGUUCACCGCGGUCGGCACUGACGAAAAAGGAAAUCCCCUGAAGUUCCGCGUGGAGAACUCUUACAGCGACAAGGAGUACGAUAAAGGAUAUCUCCUGCUCACCGAGCCGUGGUUCAGGGAGUUUGUUUUCGAGGUGGCGGUAGACAAGAAAUAUGUGCCUGAUGAAGUGCUACAAGUAUUCAACCAAGAGCCGAAAGUUUUGCCAGCAUGGGACCCCAUGGGCACCCUGGCUUGUCCACUCUGCUCCAACGAAUAACAAAUACCUACUUAAACAUAUAAGUAUAGACGAUGCGUUAUAUACUUUUUUUUUUCAAUAAUAGACAAGGGACUAACAGCUUUAUUCAUAAAAACUUAGAGCCUCCAAUAGACCAAAUUUUUACAAUUAGCGUUUUUUGUCACUUUCUUUCAAAUUAAGAAUUUUACUCGAAAGAAAGAGACAGGAGACCGUAUUAAACACGUUUUUACGAAUACGGAAACUAUUUUUCUAAUGGUGGUACUUAUAAUAAAUCCAGUGUGAUGUAAGCAAGUAAUAUCAUUUCAAAAUCCUCUCUUGCCUUUUUACUAAGAACUUAGCUAAUAGGGACCUUAGAUUAUGAAUAUAGAGUAGUAAUUGGUAAUCCGAAAGAGAAUAAGCUCAUUACAUUCAUAAAAAAAAAUGUAUAAAACUACGUUGUCUAUACAAUUGCAAUAAUUUUUUCUCAAACAAGAUUGAACUUAUAUCUAUAAUUUAGAAAUGAUUAAUGUAAUGUAAUAAUAUAACUUAGUAAGUUAAGAACCUGACUGAAUAUUGGCAAAAUGUGUUUUAAUUAAAUGUCGACCUAAAAGGCAACGACAAUUGGGAACUAUUUUGCUUAGAGCUUUAUUGGAUUACUAGCGGCCCACUCUUGCUUUGCACGGGUUAUUUUUCCCAGUAACAUAUAGUCUAUUUUACUCGCUGAUAAUGUAGCUUUCUAAAGGUGAAAGAAUUUAUCAAAUCGUUUAAGUAUUGUUUCAAGUUUAUCCAUUACAAGCAAACAUACAAUCAAAUUCUUCCUCUUUAUAAUAUUAGUAUAGACUUUAUUGUACUGCUUAAAAAAGUUUUUUUUUAACUUAUUAUAACGUUUAUAAGCGACGGGAAUUAACAUCAAUCAUUUAAAUAAUUAAUAUUAAAGAUAAUUCCCCGUUUUUUUUUUUUUAUAAAUAGCCGUGCAACGCGAAGUCUAAGUUUUCCUAACUACGCAGUAAGACUUCCUUUUUUUUAAUGACUUCAAUAAUAAAGAAAAUCUCAUUUUAGUUGUAUUUUUUUUUAUCUGAAAAGUUAUAGAUACUUACAGAUUGGCCCCACAGAAACGUUAUCAAAAUCAGUUAAUAGUUUAAUUUAUAAAUCAAAAUAACUGCUUUUAUCACAAUUGAAGUCGAAAUUUUUCUCAAACACAAUCUUUAUUGUUUUCAGGUCGAUAUUCUAAAACUCGUUUUGCCAAUUUUAAGACAUGUCUAUAUUUUACCGAGUGUGUAACAGUCUAUUUUGAUACCUGUAAUGAUAAUCAUGUCUUAAUCACAAUUUUGUCAUUACUUAUAAUUAUACAAACAUUGUAUGUUUAUAAA
Messenger RNA from Galleria mellonella (greater wax moth), 2861 nucleotides. RefSeq names its product bleomycin hydrolase. Lineage: Eukaryota; Metazoa; Arthropoda; Insecta; Lepidoptera; Pyralidae. Gene Ontology annotation, biological process: L-homocysteine catabolic process; proteolysis; response to toxic substance. The record is from RefSeq and is a predicted model, not a curated record. The transcript has 12 exons. Gene Ontology annotation, cellular component: cytoplasm. Gene Ontology annotation, molecular function: cysteine-type aminopeptidase activity. Bases 73 to 1533 code for a protein of 486 amino acids.